Megalopta genalis is the source of this 5804-nucleotide messenger RNA. RefSeq names its product integrator complex subunit 6 (gene IntS6). NCBI's taxonomy places the organism in Eukaryota, Metazoa, Arthropoda, Insecta, Hymenoptera, Halictidae. Gene Ontology annotation, biological process: snRNA 3'-end processing. The record is from RefSeq and is a predicted model, not a curated record. Gene Ontology annotation, cellular component: integrator complex.
UUGUAAACUGUCCAUUCGAACACGGUCGAUGCAGGAUUUAAAAUCGGUCACUACGCGUUUAAAUUGUCACAAAAUUUUCUCACUGGUCAUUUCCACGAAUCUGCCUAUUGAUAUAAUUUUUAUAAAAAGAUUAAUGUCAGAAAUUCUAUAUAAAGUGUAAAUUAAUCGUCCAAGCUUGUUUUGUUCCAUAACACUUCGAUGAAACAGGAACAGAAUUAAUUGUGGUAAUAUUUUCAGUUACAUAUGUUGUGCAAACAUUAAAUCUGUAUAUAAGAUAGUAAUGUUAAACAAGAUAACAUACAAAGGUAUGCUCAAGAUACCACAAGAUCUUGUUAACAAAGAUUACAAUUUAACUUAAAUAGAUCGCAAAUUAAAGGAACAUUUUCUCAUUUUUUUUCUCUAUGCAUCGCUUCGAUAAACAUGACAAAAGAUAUCAUCACUUUGUACGAUGAAGGUUAUGUAAAUUUUAUUUGAAAUUACAAUCAGCAAUAAGUUAUUAAAACAACGUAUCUGCCUCUUUUCAUGGUAAUAUUAACACGUAAUAACAUCAAAGUAACAAUAACAAUUUAACCUAAUUAUCGUUCUAUACACUUACAUACAUAUGUACGUUUUUAUUACUGGCAAGUAGAUAAAUGAUAUGACAAUUUAUUGCAAUGCUUUUAUAGUUUCUUCGAACUUAAUAGUCAACAAAAUUAUAAUUGAUUUACAAUAAUUCGGUUACCAAUGAUGAAAAAUGCGUAAUUGUUCAAGUUAAACGUGAAGUGCAAUUCAAGAUUCGGACCACUUAUUUAAUGAGGCAUUUGUGCAUCCAUUUCGUAGAUACGAUAACUUCUUUGGAUCGUUAAUCGUUGCCAUUAACAUAUUCUUCGAAAUACGAAUGUUGCGUUUGACCAGGUAGGGAAUAAAAUAACGUAUUAAAAAAAAAAACAUCGGAUCGUAAUGUAAUUUCUUAAGGGUCAGAGAGACCCGACCACACGAACGUACAAUCUGCAAAACCGACCAGCCAUUCAGUUCGGAGUAAACAGCGGUGACACGCACUCACACAACGUAGAAAUGUGCGAUCAUGUGCAAUGCUUUUCGGACGAGCAAUGACAAAAGUUUCUGCGGUGGGGGGAUCGCCAAUGGGAAGAGGUGUCUGUCGGUCACGUGUUUUGCGACGCAGUGCAACCACGAGCAGAACGAACGAGAGUAUCGUCAACAGAGACAAGCUAGACACCGGAGAGAGAAGGUCGAGUUUCGCUCCCGCCGCGCUAUAACAAAGAAAGAGGGGACUAGUGAAAGAGAGAGAGAGAAAGGGAAAAGAGACGAAAGAGGGAAAGAGAGAGAUAGAAACGAAAAGAAAGAGAAAGAGAUCAAAAGAGAGUAAGAGCGAAGCGGGCGCCGUUACGAUAAAAGAAGUUUUUCGGAGAGCGUAUUCGGGAGAGCGUUCAAUGGUCGAAGCAGCUAUGCGCCACGCCGUCGUAGGGCUGUUAGCUAGCUAGUUCUGACUACGGGAGGUCUCGGGCCGCAGUUACGACCUCGAGAGAACGAGCGGGUUUGUCUCGCGAAGAUGACCAUAAUAGUCUUUUUGAUCGACACGUCGGCCUCCAUGAAUCAGAGGGCAUAUUUGGGCGGGCGACCCACGCUUUUGGACGUAGCCAAGAGCGCCGUAGAGACUUUCGUAAAGGUGAGGCAGAGAUCACCGGAAAGUCGUGGAGAUCGUUACAUGCUACUGACCUUCGAAGAUCCACCUCAGAACAUCAAGGCUGGCUGGAAAGAAAAUUUAGCGACGUUUAUGAAUGAGCUUAAGAAUUUACAAUGCGUCGGAUUGACAACACUGGGUGCUGCUUUAAAACAUGCUUUAGACGUCUUAAAUAUAAACCGUAUGCAGACUGGUAUAGACACAUAUGGUCAAGGAAGAUGUCCCUUUUAUCUGGAACCAUCGGUUAUCGUUGUCAUUACAGACGGAGGAAAGUAUACGACUAACAGUGGAGUGAAUCAGGAUUUUACGUUGCCCAUGCAUUCUCCCAUACCUGGAUCAGAACUGACAAAGGAGCCAUUCAGGUGGGACCAAAGAUUAUUUUCUUUGGUAUUACGCCUUUCUGGAACACCAGCUGUCGAAAGAGAUAUUGGAAUAGUUGCGAACGACUCGUCUCCUAUAGAUGUUAUGUGCGAAGUUACCGGAGGUCGUUCAUAUUGCAUAACAUCGUUUAGAAUGAUGAUGCAAUGCAUAGACUCUUUGGUACAAAAGGUUCAAUCUGGAGUAGUGAUCAAUUUUGAGAAGAUCGGACCAGAUCCUCCACCUUUGACAAAUGAAGCACAACAUGCGGACGACGAUGAAAACGAAGAAGAGAAUGGAACGGCAAACGGAAGUCGAGCGCAGUACCCGCCUAAUCCGAUGGUACCUGGAAAUCCAACGUGGCAUUCUUGUAGAAGACUCAUUUAUGUUCCACGAUCAGCACAGAAAGGUUUUGCAGUGGGAUUUUGGCCGAUUCCUGAAAGCUUUUGGCCUGAUCUGAGUGCUAGUUCUCUGCCACCUAGAUCGGCACAUCCAAACGUAAAGUUUACUUGCACCAGCCAAGAGCCCAUGGUGAUAGAAAAUCUUCCAUUCGAUAAAUACGAGUUAGAACCGAGUCCGUUAACACAAUACAUUUUAGCUAGAAAGCAGCCAACAAUUUGUUGGCAAGUUUUUGUAGCCAAUUCCUAUAAAUCUAGCGACGUGGGUCAUCCAUUUGGAUACUUAAAAGCAAGCACGAACUUAACAUGCGUGAAUCUGUUUGUAAUGCCCUAUAAUUAUCCGGUGCUCUUGCCUUUGUUAGAGGAGCUGUUCAAGGUUCAUAGAUUGAAACCAACAAACGAAUGGAGAACUCAAUUUCAGAAUUAUAUGAGGACUAUGCCGACAUACUAUGCAGCAUCUCUCAGGAGGGCUUUAACUAGGAUGGGUGCACCAGCGCCAUUGGCACAAACAUUAAUUCCUGAUAAUAUGGACAAUUCUUUGUCCUACAGCGUUUUGAAUUACUUAAAACGAUUGAAGAAUCAAGCGAAAAUAGAAUUCGAUAGACUUUGCAACGAAGUUCUCUCCAAACAACUCGCUGCUGCAAAUAUGACGAAGAAUCUAGUAAAUGGUAGUACGACAACGGUAACGGACGGAGUAAGAGUUAUUCCAAGAACUCCACUCAAGAAAGAUUUGGUAUCACACCCGUUGCUGCAGGAUAAGUUUACAGGACUGAGGGAUCAAUUGAAUGAGUUUGGUGGGUUUGUAGUUGGAUUAGUUCGAAAUCAACAGCAUGGCGCACACAGUUAUCGAAACGCAUUCGAUGUACCGCGGAAAUCCCUUUUGGAUCAAGUCGUCAGAAUGCGUGCCAACUUUUUACAACCUGGCUUGUUACACACAAAAUUGCUCGACGACGAUUAUGUUCAUUCGAUGCCUCUAGCACAAAUGGGGAAUUAUCAGGAAUACUUGAAACGUAUGACUCCGCCCUUAAGAGAGAUCGAGAGUGUUCCAGUGAGGCAGCAUAUGUUCGGUAAUCCUUUCAAGAUAGAUAAAAGAAUGAUGGUAGACGAAGCGGAUAUCGAUAUGGUUGGAGCGACGUCUUCAACUUCGAAGGGUGGUCUGAAACGGUCGCUGCCAGCUUCGGAUGGAGGAGGCUCGUUAGCUUCGAAACCGCCGCCAAACAAGCGAAAGCCGGGUCCAAUUCCCAAGGAUGUUAUUGUACGAAGACCGUCGUAUACACCAACUUAUACACCGACUAAUAGUCCUCCGAGUUCGCCGAUUCCUUGGGUAGACGAUACGAAGAAUCAAGUGACUCCAGCCGCCGCCGAUCAGAAUCAAACUCCAUUGACCACAGUGAACUCCAGUACACCAAAUAUAUCGAAUGUAUCAACAGUUAAUUCAUCGGAGAAAUUGGUAAACGGUCUUGCAGAAAUGCCGACGAUACCAGUAUUUGAACCGAUCCCAGUAGAACAUACCAACAACCACAUGGACACUCCACCGAUUCUGAUGCCGGUAGUUAAUAACCUUGAUGCCCCAAAGAAUGACAUAAAACCGGAGAAAACAGACAAUGUUAAAAUUGAGUGUAAUAAACUACCUCUGAACGAUUGUGUUGAUAACAGUGAGAAACUUGAGAAUCCGGUUGACGAUAGGUUAACUAAUCACGUUGAGGAGAAGCGCGAACCAAAGGUGGAGAAGGACAAAGUUUUGACGAAGAAAGAAUUGGAAGACAUUAGAAAACAUAACUUGUCUGUUCGAGAGCUUGUAUAUAAAGAAGUACGGAGAAGAGGUACAAAUUACGCGACACUAUUUUCACACUUACACCAAAUUCAAGGGACUCUAGAUAUACGACUUGCGUUUUUGCGAGAUAUUGUGAAAGAAUCGUUAAGAUUUAAAAGACGUAAUUUGGCAUCGUUGCUAGAAGAAUAUUUAAAAACCGUACAAGAGGAUAGCUGGACCGUAAACCACAAGGUGAAUCACAAUGGUGCCACAAAAAUAAGCUAAGGGUCGAUUGCAUAAUUUGGGCAUUAUUCGAGUAACCAGAAAAAAGCUGAAAAGACUAAACCAGUCGAACGGACGAUACGGGAAUGUGUCCCGAAUAAGACACAAGCUGGCCCAUCAAGCAAUUCGUACAUCUGUAAAGCGAUAAAAGCGUGUUUAGCGUUUAAGGGUGUAUGUUGCCAAGGCGCGCGAAGUGAUAAUAAUUGAUAAAUCUAACGAAAGCAAAUAGCAUUCUGGAUGUCAACCAAGGAGAUAUGACUUUCAUACUCCUUUUUCUCUGAUUUUCGCUUUGUUUCUCGUCAUUGUGACUGUACAGUUGGUAGAAAUAUGUUUUUUCAAUCGAUUAUAUAUUUUGCGACAAUAAAGUUUUGUUAUCGUUCAUUCAGUAAAUACGUAAAUGUAUUCGAUUCUAAAUAAUCUCUAUUGUGCGAAAGAAUUUCUCGGAUUGGUUCCAAAAAUAUUCGAAAUUUGAUAUUUUGAGCUUUCUCAUUUAAUGGUCUAACAUUUUAAUUAGAAGUUUAAUUCAUUAUCAUUAUUACAACUAUUAUUAUUAUCAUCAUCAUCAUCAUCAUUACUAUUAUUAUUAUUAUUAUUAUCAUUAUUAUUAUUAUUAUUAUUAUUAUUAUAUUGUUACUGUAGGCCGUGAAACGCUACAGUUUUUAAAUAAUUGUAAUUAAUUCUAGUAACGAAAACACAGUAUGCCGUUUGUAAAAAAUAAUAUCAGACUGUUUUUCGUUAGGGAUAUGACUCUUAGAAACUCUCUGAAUCUCGGAUGCAGGCAUCCGCGACGCUCUUUGAUUUAAAAUGUAUUUGUUGUGUAAUAAUUAGCAGUUAUAGUCUAACUUCCAAGUUCGUCUACAUUUUAAGAAAAUUUAGAUAAAUAUAGUGCCCUGAGAAAGUACAAUAUUAAGUGAAUAGCACAAUUCUACCAGCUGCACAAUCGAGUAUCUUGAUGUUUAAAAAACAGACAGAAUCACAUCGACAAUGUAUUUUCUUUGUGACCAUGCCUCGUUCUUUCUUCUCCUUUUGUAAAAUUCUUCGCAUAUACACGUUAUUGUGAUCUAGAAUACAGAUCAAGAGAUAAGUUUAUCAACACAUGAUACGCUCUAAACAUUUUAUUAUAUAUGUUGUUACUAGUAUAAAGCCAAAUUAAAGUCUUAAUUUCUAUAAUCAUAUGAGAAGGCGCUUCGGUGCGAGUCCUUACGCGAGUCGAAUACAUAUCUUUUGUUUUAAAGAAGAAUUGUAAAAAUUUACAUUUUGUAAGUAGGAAGAACAUACGCUAUAUUUUAUCAUGUAAUUCGCUAAAUUAAAAUACCCUGGAAAAUAGAACUGU